Molecule: messenger RNA, 2852 nt
Organism: Trichobilharzia regenti
Lineage: Eukaryota; Metazoa; Platyhelminthes; Trematoda; Strigeidida; Schistosomatidae
Source: the annotation of a GenBank genome assembly
AGCUUGCGGCAGGAAUGUUGAAUGUAGGUCAUAUUAAGUUUUAAUCAGCUCUGGUGCUACUGGCGCUGCCAACGUAUUUUUCGGAAAGGCUAUUAUUUCCCCAAUUUACGACUUUGGAUUGGCUAACACAUACUUCUAACUGUUCUUGUUAUUAGAUAUUUUGAUAUAAUGGAGUUCUAAAUAUGGUUUUCAACUACUUUAACCAAUCUGCGAUAAUUUUCAAGAGAAAAGUUCCUUCCACCGAUGGAAAACUCGCUAGUGCGCUAUCCCAUGAACGCUCAGCGCCCCAGCAUCUCAGAAAGAAAAGAUGGCAAAAUGUGCACCAGCCUGCUGGGAUCUUCAUCAAGUCAGCGCCCUGCAGUCAAUCGUUUUCAAGUCAGAUGCAGACAGUCAAAGAAGUGGUCUAAAGGAUUGUAUGAUCCGUGUAUUGAUUAUGAUGCAAUUCCCAUCGAUACUUAUGUAGGGAAGAGUUCCAGGAAGAACUACUCUCUGGAAUCAAGCUACGAUGGCUACAUACACGGCUCCUGUCAGUUAACGCUCCUCCCUGGGUGUGCGUACCUCAAGAAUAGUAGCAACGAAUUAUCACCGGAAUGGGAUGAAGUCUUCUCUGUAAGGAUUCCGAAUAAAGGCGACUUGGCAUGCCCCAUAUGUCUACACCCACCUGUUGCACCGCGGAUGGGUAAAUGUGGACACGUCUACUGCUGGCCUUGUGUAACACAAUAUAUAAAAUACGAGAACGAUUCUACCAGCAAAAAGUGUGCCGUCUGUUCCUGCUUGCUACCGUUUGAUGAUUUAAAAAGGGUGUCACUCGUUCCAACUACGCAAAUAAAGCCGGGUGAUAAUUUGGAUUUUGCACUUGUGAGGCGCUCAGGAAGUGAGGUGACUCGUCGGUCAGUCACUGAAGCAAAUGGGGCUACUGUUUUUCAGUGUGUGUGCCUUGCUGACACUGCAUCAAUGAUGAACUUCAAUGAGACGGAAAUCAAUGAACUCUUAACAUACAAGACCAUAUGCGAAAUAGAUGGUAGCAACACCGAAAUUAUUCCUUUCAUUGACUUGGUUCUCGAUAAACUGAAGCAUGAAAGCUGUGCUUUGCCUAAAACUUAUAGUGGUGUAAAUAAACUUCUUGACGGUGAUACUCCGAGUAAUUCUAAUGACUCUGCUAAUGACCUCUAUUUCUACCAAGUCACAGACGGUCAGCCGAUAUACCUAGAUGGUCUUGCAUGGAGAUGCCUGUUGACUGAGUAUGGAGAUAUUAAAUACCUUCCAGAAGAGAUUAGUACAACUGUUGUCACGAUUAAAAACUGUCGAAUGAACCCGUUUCUUCGUAAACGGUUGCGUUAUCUCAACCAUUUACCAAAUGGAUAUGCUUUCAGUUUGGUAGAAAUCGAGUUAGAACCACCCCUGGUAUCAGAAGCAACUCUAGCCCAUUAUGCAACAGUUCUAAAUAAUCGUGCAAUGGAGCGAGAUCGAAGUCGAUUGGAAGACCUAAAACUUACCGAGCUGAAGAGAGCAGCUGAAAAUCAGUUUACAUCACUACGUAAGAGCUGUUUGCUUUUCUUUUGCUUAAAAAGUGGAACGUAAGUGUUAGGGGGAAUUUUGUUUUUUAGUAAGUGACAAUGUCGCAUUUUCUAUCGCCGUAUCUCAUCUCUAUGUCCAAAGACUGUGAGGUAACACAAACGGCAAAGAAUAUGACAAGUUACAGUUGGCAUUUUAACAAAAUUUCUUUGUUACUACUGAGACAUAUGGCUUCAAGCUUUAGCUCUGAGGUUUCAGUGGCAGUGGUAAUUUUACGGGGUUGUAACCGGCUAAGGGAGGUAAAGGUGUGCACUGGCCGGGACUCGAACCCCGAACCACAUGCAUGGUCGGCCAGCGCUCCACCAGUCAGCAGUGCCGUAUACUUAUUGGCUGACAAAUAUUUUCCCAUUAGAACAAAUUUUAAUCUUGAAUCACGUCAUUUUAAAAAUACGUGUGACUGAAGGUUCGAAUUCUGAGGGAUUCGUUGAAGAUUGCCUUAAGCAGUUAAUAUGGGUAUUUUCAAAUACUUGGCCAAUUUCUGAUUAUAGGUCGGGUAUUCGUUUUCUGGAGCUAGUACAUUCUAUUGAACGUUAAGAAACUUGCUGAUAUACCAACAAGGCUAUCGUAACUGAUGUCUUGAUUCACUAAGUUGUAUGUUGGUUGGUCAGUGUUCUCCAACUGUUUGUAUUUGAUGUAUGCCAAUAACCCAUGUCUGUGUUGCAAUGUUAUGUUGCAUCGUCACUAUUAAUACACAAAACAAAUCGGCAAAAAGUUAGUUUUUCAAGGCAUUGAGUUUGUGCUGUUAACCCUUUUUCCAUCCUCCAGAUUUCAGAAAUGUUCAUUAACCUUCAUUGAUUUUUUUGAUGUUCACAUUUCUUAGCUCCAGGUUUCGUUUUGAGUGGUCAUGCUUCUUUGUCUGAAAAACAAGAACAACCGAAAAUGUCUGAUUUUGUCGCACUCUCAUCCGGGACGAACAGUUUGCAAAAAAAGAGUACAUUGCCAGUUAGUUUUGCAGAGGUUUCUCGUGCAGGCGCACUGAAUGUUGUUGGUCCAGAUCGUGUUGCUCAUUUUUCACGCAGUCCUCCAAAGCCACAGACUCCUAAAGCUUUUAAUAUCAAUUCCGAGUGCUGGCCUACGUUAGGAGAGUCUUCGAAAACCCCAACCAAUUUGAUCAGAAAGCCAAGCAACACAUCUAAUUCUGGGGAAUGAAUAAAGGUUUUGACUGACAAACUGUUUAACGUCUAAACCGAAUUCUAAUUAUUAUAUUUGAAUUACAUCGCCAUUUGUGCAAGACUCUUCAUUGACUCUGAAUAUAAAUAUAUAUGUAGAGUAACGCA